AUGUCCAAGGAGAAUCUCUACAGGCUUGGCGAGACUUUUGCAAAGAUGCGCGAUAUGUAUCGUGUCAUCGAUUCCCGCACCGCUUCCUCGGGGGGCUUCCGUACGGAUAUGCGGAGCUACGCUGAGACCCUGGAGCUCGCCAUUCACGACAUUCGCGAGGCCCAGACCUUGCUCAAUCCGCUCAAUGAGACGGGCGCCUCGGUUCCGCAUUCGCAUCUCGAGCUUGCACGAGACCUGCUCAAGCAGACGAUUACAACGAUGCGCUCGUCAAUGGACCCGGAUCGCGUGCUUCGUGUGCAUGACCGCAUGGCCAUUUAUGACGACAUGACCAACUUUGUCGCUGAGCAACGCCUCAAGCCAAGAGGAAGCUCGGCGGCAUCUGGCUCUUCACUGCCGGGUCUAGAGGGGCCGGGGGCAGACGCGGUGGGUGGACCGGGUGAGGGCAUCAAGAAUGAUGCAAAGAGAAGUUUAAGCGAUUUAAGUGGCGAGGAGGAACCUUCGCCCUUUGAGUCUGACGACCAGUCGCCGAAAAAGCAGGCUACGUCAAGGAAACGUCUCAGUAUGUCCAACUCGAGCGAAGUGACAUGGCGUGGGCAAGCCAUGUUUAAGGGCAAUGGGAAGAGGAUCACGCGGGAUGGGCCGCAUCUCGUUAUUACCGACAGUGGCUUACCACCAUCGCCGGCGAUAUCGCCACGCGUGAAGCCGGCGAGACGGCGAACGGUUAUGCACAGCGACAGCCUGGCGGGGCGGUUGGCUACUGCAGAACAGUCGCAAAACACGACGACAACCAGAGCGCGGGCUACCCGAGCGAGAAAGACAAGAGCGACAACUACAGUUUCUGCGAAGAAACGGAAACCAACCUCGCGAAAGCUGGCAAGUCCCACCGCUGGUGAAACUGCAUAGGCCAGACGGAGCUGGACCUUCCGCCUUUGACGGGUCCAACGCACAAAAGCGCUAUUGCACACAAGUGAAAGGAACAAACCUCCUACAAGUCCUGUCGUCUGGAGCUUCUUGUGACAGAUAGAGAUGAGGUAGUCUCUAUGAUGCUCGUAGGGCAUGACUACCACUGAACGUCGUGUUCACUGUGUGGUGAAGUUGGCAUUUUUAUUAUUAUUCUCUGACUCAGUCUUUGCCCUACAUGUUCGUUCAACUGGCCGCAACGUUUUAUAACCUUCUUCUGGAAAGUGGUUUGCCGCAAAUGGGGGCUUGAUUACUGGGGCGGCCCCCUCUCUAAUUGUUACACGAUAAAUAGGCUCAAGAAGGCGGUCCCGACAUGAAAAUUAAACGAAUAGUUCUAUGUUCUCA
This is a messenger RNA of Chondrus crispus (carragheen), 1305 nucleotides long. RefSeq lists its product as hypothetical. The record is from RefSeq and is a predicted model, not a curated record. Lineage: Eukaryota; Rhodophyta; Florideophyceae; Gigartinales; Gigartinaceae. The coding region runs from base 1 to 903 and encodes 300 amino acids. The transcript is spliced from 2 exons.